Molecule: messenger RNA, 7466 nt
Organism: Betta splendens (Siamese fighting fish)
Lineage: Eukaryota; Metazoa; Chordata; Actinopteri; Anabantiformes; Osphronemidae
Product: signal-induced proliferation-associated 1-like protein 2
Exons: 23
Coding region: 601-5862 (1753 amino acids)
Biological process (GO): activation of GTPase activity; regulation of small GTPase mediated signal transduction
Cellular component (GO): cytoplasm
Molecular function (GO): protein binding; GTPase activator activity
Source: RefSeq, a predicted model, not a curated record
UUCUGGGCUGCUUCAGUCGGGAGGCUGGCGCUGUGAGAGGGAGAUGUGCGAGCGGCCACUGCGCGUACCGCUGCUUUUUACCUUUCAAGGAUAACUUACAGUAUCGGCAGAACAAACGGGCCGGACGCGAGCACGCUCCCGCUGCGAGAGACCUGCUGUCGUGCCAGGCACGUUGGCGUGGAACGCUGUGCCAUAGCUGGAGGGGAGGCGGCUGGAUGGGACAGAUGGUGUAGUGAUACACGUCAGACAGUGAUUGUGCCAUCGCUGCAGAGGCCUCUGUCAACCUGUAGUGGAGGACUGCUGGGGGGUUGUCACAGGGGGCACAGGGUCUAACUCUUCCAGCUGUCAUUCUGCAUCGGCAGCGCACUGUGAGACGAGUAUCCACUCUGCUGGGCCUCAGCGCUCCUCAGACAUUUGUCCUUGACAUGCAAAUUCAGUGUGUCGACCGUCGCGGCAGUCGCCUUCUGUGAGUUACAAUGACGACUGCUCCAUUGACUCGGGAAAGAGGCUCCUCCUCCGGCUUUCACCAGGCAGCGGAUCGCAUGAUGUAAUGAAAGAGGGUCCUGGAACUCUGCUCUUCAAGGAGUCUGCCAGCAGGAUAUGAGUAUUUUGAGCCCUGUGACAGAUAACAAAUCAAACCUUGUGGGAACUGUGGGAGGCCCAGAAGAAUACUCGAGAGCCAUGCAGUCAGAGGAGCUGUUCAGUAGGAAACUCAAGGCUCUGAAUGGUAGCAUGGGGCCGCCAGGCUCCAACAUGCAGGGAAAGCCUGACGCUGGAGGCAAAACCAAUGGUACGCCAGCCAUGCCUAAAAUGGGGGUGAGGGCGCGGGUGACAGAAUGGCCACCGAGGAAAGAUGGAUGGGAUGGUCGGCCCUCGCCGAACUAUCAGAGUGUGAUACCGGUGUUUCAGAACGGCCAGCAGGAACAUGUGGAAAUAGUGGAGCAAGGCGAGACAGUCUGCCUGGAGGUGGACUAUGCUGACAAAUACAUACUGAGCGACCUGCUCAGCCACUCUCCACUGAAGGGCCUGCAUCCCAUUCGGCAGCGAAGCAACAGCGACGUCACCAUAAGCGACAUAGACUCUGAGGACAUAAUGGACCAAAACGCUGUCAAUCCAAACACCGGAGCCUCGCUUCACCGCGAAUAUGGAAGCACGUCCUCCAUUGACCGUCAGGGCCUCACUGGGGAUGGCUUCUUCACCAUGCUGAGGGGUUACCGAGUCGACACGGAAAACCGUAGCAUUCCACCUUUGGGGUUCCCGGAGCUGUUGCGCUGCGACGCCUCGCUUUCCCCAAGCCUGCAGACUGCAGCCCAGAUUGCCAGGGGUGAGAUAGUUCACAUUCCAGGCUACGACUACGUAGACAACUCUCUCCUCUACAGCCGUGAGCGAGAGAAGUCCUUCAUGAGGCGCCUCAAGUCAGAGUCCUCGGAAACAUCUUUGUUUAGGAAAUUGAGGACCAUUAAGAGCGAAAGCGAUGCCUUGCGACUCUCGCUUGAGGACGACAGACGACCUCUCAGUUUCCAGAAGUGCUUUUCUCACUAUGACGUCCAGAGCGUCCUCUUUAACAUCAGCGAAGCGGUGGCGAGCAGGGCGAACCUGAGCCAAAGGAAGAACACGACCACCGGCGCCUCGGCCGCUUCGGCCGGAGCCGGGGCAGCCGGAGGGACAGCAGGUGGAGGCGGACCGGGACCAGGACCGGGACCGGUGGCAGACGCAGGGGCCGCAGGAUGUAGCAGUGGAAAUAUCCCCGUGUUUGAGUCUCCUCUGGGCAGCAGAGAGGACCUGAACCCCAAAGAGAACUUGGACGCUGAUGAGGGUGACGGGAAGAGUAACAACUUAGUACUGAGCUGCCCGCACUUUCGCAAUGAGAUUGGGGGUGAAGGUGAAAGAAAGAUCUCCCUGUCCAGAGUCAACAGCGCUAACUACAGUGGUUUGUCCGAGAGCUGUUCUUUUGAGUCGUCUUUAAGUUCCCACUGCACCAAUGCGGGAGUCUCUGUGUUGGAGGUGCCGAGAGAAAAUCAGCCGAUCCACAGGGAGAAGGUCAAACGCUACAUCAUUGAGCACAUUGACCUUGGAGCAUACUACUACCAUAAAUACUUCUACGGGAGAGAGCAUCAAAACUAUUUUGGGGUGGAUGAAAAUCUGGGACCUGUGGCCGUCAGCGUUCGCAGGGAGAGGCUGGACGAUGGGAAGGAGAAGGACGGAAUGCAGUACAAUUAUCGCGUCACCUUCAGAACCAGCCAGCUGACCACGCUCCGUGGAGCCAUCCUGGAAGACGCCAUACCGUCCACGGCGAGGCACGGCACGGCGCGCGGCCUUCCGCUGAAAGAAGUGCUGGAGUACGUCAUCCCCGAGCUCAAUAUCCAGUGUCUGAGGCAGGCCAUCAAUUCCCCCAAGGUCCCAGAGCAGCUUCUGAAGUUGGACGAGCAGGGGCUGAGCUUCCAGCACAAGGUGGGCGUGCUUUACUGCAAGGCGGGCCAGAGCACCGAAGAGGAGAUGUACAACAACGAGAGCGGCGGCCCGGCGCUGGAAGAAUUCCUGGACCUGCUCGGCCAGAGGGUGCGCCUGAAAGGCUUCACCAAGUACAGAGCCCAGCUUGACAACAAGACUGACUCCACUGGCACACACUCCCUCUACACCACCUAUAAGGACUAUGAGCUGAUGUUCCACGUGUCCACCAUGCUCCCCUACACGCCCAACAACCGGCAGCAGUUAUUAAGGAAGAGGCACAUCGGGAACGAUAUAGUCACCAUAGUGUUCCAGGAGCCCGGGGCCCUUCCUUUUACUCCAAAAAACAUCCGCUCUCAUUUCCAGCAUGUUUUUGUUAUCGUCAAAGUCCACAACCCCUGCACCGACAACGUCUGCUACAGCGUGGCUGUGUCCAGAUCCAAAGACGUGCCUCCGUUCGGGCCCCCUAUUCCCAAGUCCGUAACGUUUCCAAAGUCGGCCGUUUUCAGGGACUUCCUGCUCGCCAAGGUCAUCAACGGCGAAAACGCGGCGCACAAGUCAGAGAAGUUCAGAGCCAUGGCGACGCGCACGCGGCAGGAGUACCUGAAGGACCUGGCGGAGAACUUCGUCAGCACGACUACCAUCGACGCCGCCGUCAAAUUCAGCUUCAUCACGCUCGGAGCCAAAAAGAAGGAGAAGGUGAAGCCCAGGAAGGACGCGCAUCUGUUCAGCUUGGGCGCCAUCACCUGGAGCGUCUGCGCCCGGGACUUCGGCCAGUCCAUGGACGUGGACUGCCUGCUGGGCAUAUCCAAUGAGUUCAUCGUGCUCAUCGAGGAGGAGUCCAGGAAUGUGGUGUUCAACUGCUCGUGUCGAGAUGUCAUUGGAUGGACCUCAGGGAUUAUGAGCAUUAAAAUCUUCUAUGAGCGCGGGGAGUGUAUUAUGCUGUCUGCUCACGACAACUGCGGAGAAGACAUCAGGGAGAUGGUGCAAAGGAUGGAGAUUGCCACCAGAGGCUGUGAGACCUCAGAGAUGGUCCUGCGGCGGAACAGCCUCGGCCAGCUCGGCUUCCACGUCAACUUCGAGGGCAUCGUGGCCGACGUGGAGCCCUUCGGCUUCGCCUGGAAGGCCGGCCUGAGGCAGGGCAGCCGCUUGGUGGAGAUCUGCAAGGUGGCCGUGGCCACGCUCACCCACGAGCAGAUGAUCGACCUCCUCCGCACCUCGGUCACCGUCAAAGUGGUCAUAAUCCAGCCUCACGAGGACGGCACGCCUCGGAGGGGCUGCUCCGAGCUGUACCGCAUUCCCAUGGUAGAGUACAAGGUCGACAGCGAGGGCACGCCGUGCGAGUACAAGACGCCCUUCAGGAGGAACACCACGUGGCACCGGGUGCCCGUAGCCGGCGGAGCGCCCCUGUCCCGGGGCUCGCCCACGCAGGGCCCCGACCGCCUGCAGUGCCAGCAGAUCCUCCAGCAGCACCAGGCAGCCAUCCCGCGGAGCACCUCCUUUGAUCGGAAGCUGCCGGACGGAUCCAGGACGCUGCAGGAUUUGGAGAACCCCCAGAUCGUCUCGUGUAAUAAGGGAGACCAGCACUACCGCAGCUCUCCCAGCAACCAGUCCUCCUCAAGCGAUCCAGGACCCUGUGGCAGCAGCACCUGGUCCCAGCAGCCUGGAUAUGAUGGAUGUCCCUCCCCUGUCCUGCACGAGCAUGCAGGCGACAUGCAGGGGGGAGACACCGAGAUCCACAGGGAGAGAGAGCCCACUCUGGAGAGGACCAGGUCUGCAGAAGCCAAAUGGCACCUACCCUCCACUAAGAUCCUGAACCCUCUGAAGCAACGGGAAGGAAGCAAAGAUUCACCCAACAAGCUGUCCAGGAUGGGAGAUAAAAACUCGAGCCACUCGAGUAGCAACACUCUGUCAAGUAACGCAUCCAGCAACAGCGACGAUAAGCACUUCGGCUCCGGGGACCUGAUGGACCCGGAAAUGCUGGGCCUCACGUACAUCAAGGGCGCGUCCACGGACAGCGGCAUCGACACCAACCCCUGCGUGGCCCCGGGAGCCCGGGUGCUGCUGCAGGGCAGGGCGGGGGAGCCGGGCCACGCGUGGGUGUCGGAGCACCACGAGGACGGGGCGUCGGAGGACGACCACGGGAAGCUGUACCUACCGCAAGGCUACGCGUCUGCAAUCAUGUCUAGCCAUGGGAUGGAGGGCAGCAUUGGAGACCUGAGCGAGAUCUCGUCCCAUUCAAGUGGCUCGCACCACUCUGGCAGUCCUCUGGCCCGCGGUGCCAGGUACUGUAUGUCAGCCGACUCGUCCAAGGUGUACACCAUCCCCCAGACCAGCAGCUCGGGGCCUGAGCCGGGGCCGGGGGAUGGCUCAGAGGCCUGUGGGCAGACACGGCCACAGCCUGGUUGCAGGCUGAAGACAGCUGAUGAUGAGCACCAUCAUGAUGGUGGUGAGGAGGAGGAGGAGGAGGAGGAGGAGGAUGCCCAGGGAACUGAGGGACCCCCCAACAUUUCAGAGUGUGGAGGAGCGGAGAGCUUGUUAGCCUUCCUUCUUAAAAUGCUGUCUGAGCGUUCAAGGCAGCUGUAUGCGCAGGAGGCCGCCUGCAGGCUCCAGGCUGCCGAGCGGGACGGGAAGUCGCUGAAGAGGCUUUCAAAGGAAGAAUACCAUAAAAUGAUGCUGCCCAGCAGCCCCUCGGGAGAAGAAAGGAGUCGGAAGGUGUCGGCGGUGGACAGCCUGUCGCCCAGGCGCUCCCUGUACCGGACCCUGUCUGACGAGAGCGUGUGCAGCAACCGCAAAGGCUCGUCGUACACCAGCUCGCACAGCUCCGUGCUGGACCAGGCCGUGCCCAACGACAUCCUGUUCAGCACCACGCCGCCGUACCACAGCACGCUGCCCCCUCGCAUGGUCCACAACCAGGGCGCGACCAACCUGAGGAAUGACUUUUGGUUCUCUGACGGCUCCUUGGCGGACAGGUCCAGGUUCAGCGACCCGGGCCUCAUGCCCCUCCCAGACACUGCCACGGGCCUGGACUGGUCUCACCUGGUUGACGCAGCGCGAGCCUUCGAAGACCAGCGCGUGGCUUCGUUCUGCACCAUGACGGACAUGCAGCGGGCCGAGGCCCUGCAGAUCUCCAGAGAGCUGACCAGGCGCGUGGCGGAGGCCGAGGGAGAAGCGCUGGAAGCAGACAGCAGCUCCCCGUCCACAUUAACUGGCAAAGUCAACCAGCUGGAGGUGAUCCUCAGGCAGCUGCAGCAUGACCUCAGAAAGGAGAAGGAGGAUAAGGCCAUGCUGCAGGAGGAGGUGCAGCACCUGAGACAGGACAACAUGCGGCUGCAGGAGGAGAGCCAGACAGCGGCCGCUCAACUCAGGAAGUUCACGGAGUGGUUCUUUCACACCAUCGACAAGAAACCCUGAGAAUGAGAGAGAGAGAGAGGGGGAGGAGAGAGAUGAAAGAGCUCCACGGCCUCCACUCCUCCUGGGCACACGCUCAACUCCUACUUAAGACUCCCAGAUGAGCCACAGGCAAAGUUGAAAACAAACCAUUACCGGCCCCCAGAGAAAUCACGACCCCUUAAAACCUCCCGGCUCAGGAGGCUGCAGGCCUGUGUGCAGACACUUGGAAUCCUCAUCUAGUGUUGGAAGCCUCCUCGGCCUGCGAUGCAGUUUCUGAAGAUUGUUGGGAAACUUUAGGAAAUCCUGCUCUCCGCUGCUGAGAGCAGCCUCCCCAUGCCAGGGGGCCCUGCUCGGGUCCCUGGGAUCUUCUUACAGUAGUGGAAUGUAAAGCUCAUUUACUGUAGUCAACAUAUAAUCUACCUAUGUCACGUCAGUCUACUGUACUGUAUGCUCAGCUGUACUGUAAUGUACUGCGCACACUGUCACACAGCUGUUUCUGUGCCGGCCUUCGUGGACACCGGGGAGUGAGGAGGGGGAGGAGGCUGGUGGGGGAUGGAGAGAGGAAUGUACUGGACUUAAUGAAGUGGUACUCAGUGUCUCCUUGCACCAGGAGGAAUCCACAUGUGGCAGUCUUGAAACGUACUGUGGGGGGGAAAAAUGAAUGUAGCUCAACUGAAACUCUUUUUUUUUUCCAAAGUUGGAAAGGUUCAAGGUUUUGCGUUAAGGUUCUGUUUGUUUAUUAAUUCCACUUUUUCUUUUCCACGGUGUUGUAACGUCCGGUCACAUGGCAGUACUUUUGAUGUUUAAAGGUGCUUCUUCCCAUAAACGCGUCGGUUAUUAGGUUCCGUUCACUGUCACCAUGUCCUAGCAAUAACAAAGUGGUAGUUAUGAAACUGUGUUUGAAACAAAAAAAACGAAGUUAGCACAAACGUGACGCGUUCCUGUUGAGAAGCAGUUGUUGGUCGACAUGUAUUUAUAAGACAGGAAGAGACUGUGCCUAAAACUCUUGGUUGUAAAUGGAUUGUUGGUCUUUGCUUUUAGGUCUCUUUUAGAAACACAUGCCUUGUCUGUGGCUCACUGAUAGAAGAUCAUAUAUGUGUGUGUGUGUGUGUGUGUGUUUGUGUGUGUGUGUGUGCGCGUGUGCAUGUGCGAGUGCAGUUUAUCACAGCAACAUGUUCUUAUGCAGUGGUUUCUAGAGCAUUAGAGCAAGCGCCAGUGAACCACACUUACAAUGCCAAAUGUGUUUAUUUCUGUACAUAUCUGCCACAAAAGUGUCUUGUAUUUAACACUAUUAUUUAAGCUUAUUUAACCUAAAGUUGUUUAUUUUAUUAAGGGUAUUUGGUUUUUGUUGUUCUGUUUUUUUUUUCUCUGCACUAAGGAGAGAUAAAGCUCUGUGUAUGUUGUAAAGUGUGUAGCUUGCCAGGGCAAAAAAACACUAUAUAUUUAAAUAUAUAAUGAUCAUUUUGAAGAUUCCAACAUUUGGAUGCUGCUAGAUGACAGUUGGCUGGUUUGUAUGCUUUUAAAAAUGUGUCUCAGCGUAAAUUCUCUGGUGGGACACUGGUUGCUUUUUGUUUUGGUUUUUUGGGUCGAUUUUGUUUUUUAAAUAAAUGUAGUUUGAAAAAUAA